AGAAUCGAACUCGUUCAUCUCAUACAAAAUACGCAAAAUUUCAUUCGAUUAAUACGUAAUCAUCAUGAAGUUCAAAAUUUAGACUAACUUUUUAAAAAUUUUCUACCGUUUUACUGCAUGAAAAUCCAAACACCUUUGUCUCUCUCUUGUUACCCAAGCAUCAAAAUCAAGAGCAGUAGCAUCACUCACAAAACACAGUUACCAACCAAAAAGCGAGACGAGUUCCUUUGUUUUUCACGUGAAAGUCGAAUCCAUCCAAAUAACAUUAGCCCAAAACUGGUCGUAUAACACAGCUGCAUGCAGCUGACUGACGCACUAACAAAUAAGCAAGCACGGCCAAAAACUCUCUAAUCUAAUAAAGUGGCAGCCAAUAUGCGAUGCUGCUUGCUGCGUUAAAAUAUUUUAGUUAAAUAGAUUGACUCUUCCUUCCUUCUCACCAAGUAAUAAUUAAAGUAAGCUGUCUAAUUAUAACUAACUACCCAAUAUGGGAAAAGGUCUGUUUGGUUAGUUAGGUUUUUAGCUGGUAUUUUACAAAAGUCUCGAAAAAGGGUUGAGCUGGCUGGAGAGAGAAGGAGAGAACGUUUUAUUUGUUGAAUUUACUAGCCAUCAAAUCAAAGACGAAGAGGAAGUGAAAUUGAUUUCAGAUUAAAAGAAAGACUGAACUGAACUGAACAGAACAAAUAUUAUUUUGUAUUUAUGACCUUCUUAAGCAAAUAGUGGUUAAUGUUGGUUGGCCAGUCCAGUAGUUAGUUUGGCAGAUAAGAGAAGACAAAGGAGUUUACAGGUGUGAGAACUAUUUGAUUAGAUAGCUGCUCAAUAUGGACAGGCAUCGUCUCGGUCUUGGCCUUGGCGAGGAUGACAUAAAUCUGUCGAGAGUUCCUGUCUUUGUCUUCCCAACUACAGUCUUCUUCAACGCCAGGGAUCGUGACAAAUUGAAACAGCUUCUUACCAUUUAUAACCCCUACGAAUUUCCGAUAAGAUUUAAAGUGCUUAGCAAUGCCCCUGACACCUACACUGUGAUAGACCCCGAAGGUUCCAUCCAGUCUAAGAAUUGUGUUGACCUCAUCCUCCGCGUGUCUGAUCCCCCAGUCGAUACUGGUUCUCAUGUCGAGCACAAGUUUAGAGUUCAAAUCGCCCAUUAUGGGGAUCGAAGGAUAAUUGGGAAGCGUGACUUUGGGUCGGUCAUCCACUGGGGAAAUUUACCCCCACAUCUCGCCGCCCUUGAAGCUGCUGAGUCAGCAAAGCCACAACAAGGUUCGCGGGAUCCUUCUUUUCAACAAGUCACACAAGGGCCGUCGUCACCCUCAUCAUCGACUGGAUUACGAAGGAGCGACUCAGUUACGACGAGAGAUCAUCCGACUGGAGGUAACUUUGCAGGACAUCAACCCAACUAUAUCGUCAUAAUCACUGCUGUCUUCUGCAUUAUUGGACUCAUGCUUCCCAUCACUGGAAGUGGAAAUUGUGGGGGGAAGGAUGCGGAAACUUCGUCACCUUCGACGUUGGCAUCCUCGACUACUUCGAUGACACUCACUUCCCUCAUCCCAAGCUAUCUUCACGUCACGAUGCUCCAGAAACUCUUAGCGGCCUAUGCUCUAGGUCUUGUGACGAUGGUAAUAUUUCGUCAUUGACAAAUUCACUCGUGUUAUUAUUGUUAUGAUUAUUACAUUACUAUCAGUGUCAGUUGUUUUGAAACUGCAAAUAUUUAAUUUAUGCCAUGAGUUAACCUUAUAUACAACAGCCAAUCCAAAAUGAUGAGCUAGAUACAUAGAUAUAAAUAUGUAGACGAGAUUGACGAACUAUGUAAAUACGAAGACGACGCAAUAAUAUAUGAAACUUGUAGAAACUUAUGUAGCAGAUUAAGGUUAUAUUAUAUACUUGUUGAUUUAUCCUUGUUCCUCAAUGAUUAAAUUGUCUGAUUUUGCAUUAGGAGGAAAUUAGAAGAGUUGGUUUAUUAUAAACAGUUAUGAUUUUUUGUAGGGAAGGAGGUGUGAUAUAAAAAUAGCGAAAAUAUGUAACAUAAAAUUGAGUAAGAAUUGAGCUAGGAUAAUUGACAGUACAAUUUUGACUAAUCCGUUUUGUCCCUCCUGUAUAAAUGUGGCUAAUUAAAUGAUUUCAUUAGAUUAGAUUUGUUUUGUGACAAUUCUCGUGAUACAGAAAUAUCUCGUCACAAGGUAUAAUCUAGUAUUCUGUCUUAUUUGGUCAUGUAUACUCAAUUAACUUGUCAUCAAAUAUCAGAAGAUGAAGAACUAACUAAUUAGUGUGUAAAAAAAACUAUUUAAUUUUUACAAAACAGGAACGAAGAUGAUUUCUCAGGCAGUUGGCAAUUAGUUAAUUAAUCAUUGUUUUAAUUUGUACGCUUUUCGUUAUAAAUUAAUGUGUUAGAUGAAAAUGAGUUACUGCGCAGCUAUUACCACUUGUCGAUUAGUAAACCAAUUGUUAAAAUGUAUGACUUAUAAUUUGAAAAUUUUUUAUUACUCGCGUCUUAAGUUGUAAUCAUAAAACUAAUUAUUUUAUGUCGACUCGUCAUGUCGUUCUAGAAAUACUCGCAAUUUUUGGACACGAUGGUAAAAUAGUUCGCAAUUAUUAUACUCGCAGUUAACUAUGUAUAUAUUUUUGAUGUUGAAGUGAGACCUGUCUUUUUGUUGACCUGAAGAAAAAUAAAGACGAAACUGAACCACAUAA
This is a messenger RNA of Folsomia candida, 2682 nucleotides long. RefSeq names its product motile sperm domain-containing protein 1. The transcript is spliced from 3 exons. Gene Ontology annotation, cellular component: cytoplasm. The record is from RefSeq and is a predicted model, not a curated record. Bases 819 to 1628 code for a protein of 269 amino acids. Lineage: Eukaryota; Metazoa; Arthropoda; Collembola; Entomobryomorpha; Isotomidae.